CGUGAUAACCCCACCUCCGAAAAUCACUGCAUCAGAGGCGUUGCAGGACCGGGCACUUACUUAGUCCUGUCUGCAUUCUUUUCAGGUGCAACCUCUGAGGGAGACGCGAGUCUUCAGUGCUCCAAAUUUGGUUCCACGGUGAGCGUGUGUACCAAGAGGUUCGUCAUCGGUGUGGUUGGUGGCUCCGUGCUCUUGCCAUGCACCUUCUUGCUUCGUUCUCCCUCGAGCCAAGUCAGCGUGGAGUGGAGACUCAGCGAGGUCAAUAAGGGAGCAGUCAUAUUCAACAGUUCGAAUAACAAUUACACCGACGACAAUUUUAGGGAUCGACUCAGACUGCUGGGAGACCCAGGCAAGGGUGAUGCAAGCAUCCUCAUCGUCAACCUGAAACAUACGGACAUAAACACCUACUUCUGCCGAAUCAAAGAGUGGGAAAUGAGCGAACAAAGAAUCAAAGAAUAUAUUUACUAUGGUCAUCAUGGAACCCGCCUGCUCGUCAAAGGUACGUGUCGUCUCGGUAUUGAGAUCCGGUUCAGGUCCUCUGAGGGAGACGAGAGUCUUCAGUGCUCCAACUUCAGCGACAUGGCGAGUGUGUGCACCGAGAUGAUCGUCAAGGGCGUGAUAGUGAUAAUGAUAGGGGUAGUGAUAGUGGUAGUUAUAAUGAUAGGGGUAGUGAAAGUGAUAGUGAUAAUGAUAUGGGUAGUUAUAAUGAUAGCGGCAGUGAUAGUGAUAAUGAUAGGGGUAGUGAUAGUGGUAGUUAUAAUGAUAGGGGUAGUGAAAGUGAUAGUGAUAAUGAUAGGGGUAGUUAUAAUG
Petromyzon marinus (sea lamprey) is the source of this 810-nucleotide messenger RNA. Lineage: Eukaryota; Metazoa; Chordata; Hyperoartia; Petromyzontiformes; Petromyzontidae. The record is from RefSeq and is a predicted model, not a curated record.